Messenger RNA from Verruconis gallopava, 960 nucleotides. RefSeq lists its product as uncharacterized. Gene Ontology annotation, molecular function: catalytic activity. The coding region runs from base 1 to 960 and encodes 319 amino acids. The transcript is spliced from 6 exons. NCBI's taxonomy places the organism in Eukaryota, Fungi, Ascomycota, Dothideomycetes, Venturiales, Sympoventuriaceae. The record is from RefSeq and is a predicted model, not a curated record.
AUGAAAGUCCGUGUCGGUGCGGUUCAAGCUGAGCCUGUCUGGCUUGACCUGAAUGGAAGCGUCGACAAAACAAUAGACAUCAUCAAAGAAGGCGCAAAGGACGGAGUGCAGGUCUUGGGAUUUCCAGAGGUCUGGAUUCCUGGAUAUCCGUGGGGAAUAUGGACAACCUCUGUGAUCGGAAAUGUGGAGAUGAUCCACAAAUACAUGGCCAACAGCAUGACUCGUGAUAGUGAGCAAAUGAAGCGAAUACGACAAGCAGUACGAGAGGCUGGCAUGUUCGUAGUGCUUGGUUAUAGCGAACGGGAUGGUGCGAGUCUGUAUAUGGGUCAGGCUUUCAUCUCUCCUGAAGGAGAGAUUGUGCAUCACCGACGAAAAAUCAAGCCUACCCACGUUGAACGAACACUUUGGGGCGACGGUCAGGCGGAUUCGCUUAAAUGCGUAGUUGAUUCGCCAUUUGGUCGAAUCGGCGGUUUGAACUGCUGGGAGCAUCUUCAACCACUCCUACGAUACUAUGAAUAUGCCCAACGGGUGCAAAUUCAUGUCGCCAGUUGGCCAGCCGAGUUUGAGAUGCCUGAUCCAGCAAAACAACCCUGGCUUUACCAUGAGACGGGAGAAGCCAGCUCUCGUGCAAGUCAAUUCAUGGCGAUUGAAGGGCAAACAUUCGUGCUUGUUGCCAGUCAAGUCCUAACUGAGGAGAACCUCGAGAAGAACAACCUUCUUGGCAAUCAUGUUACCAAGACUCCUGGGGGAGGCUUUUCAAAUAUUUUCGGCCCUGAUGGUAAGGCUCUUUGCGAGCCGGUUGAUCCAGGUUGGCAAGGAGUGCUUAAGGCAGAUAUCGACCUUCAAGACAUCGACUAUGCAAAGACAUUCAUAGAUGUGACGGGUCACUACUCACGACCCGAUCUUUUGAGUCUUUUAGUGAAUCCAAAGGCUGCGAAGCAGGUUACCGAGAUGACAUAA